CGCCACAAAUCAGCAAACAACGCCAGAGCACUCUCCAUAACUGUGAUCUAUCGUCAACAUGGGCAAAGUUCACGGUUCUCUCGCCCGCGCAGGCAAGGUCAAGUCGCAGACUCCCAAGGUUGAGCCGCAGGAGAAGCCCAAGACGCCCAAGGGCCGCGCCCACAAGCGGGAGCUGUACACACGCCGCUUCGUCAACAUCACGGUCACUGGCGGCAAGCGCAAGAUGAACCCGAACCCGACUGCAUAGCCGAAGCAAGAAGGAAGUGCAUUUUGGCGUUUCGAACUUUCGACAGGAUGCUGAAGUUCGGUAUAGAUGGGAAAUGGUGUAACGGCGCUUGGGCUGGCCGGCUGAUCUUUGGCUACAACAUGGAGGUCAUGGUUUGCAUGGCGCGGCCCUUCAUUCCGGCCUGGGUUGCGGGUGAGCAAGGCGUUCCGGCUACGGGAUGAUAUGGUGCCUACUGGGUGGCUUCUUUUAUGGAACUGGAGCGACCAUGGCGUGGACAUUCUUAAGUCUUGCUACACUACAGCUGCUGUUGCCCUUGUCAGGCUACACAAUCUCAUAACCCAAGAUAGGCGCCGGCAUUUCACUGCUUGCUUGCCUCUUCGCAAGGAAGAGGCCUACGCGUCUAUCUCUUGGGAGGAAGCAUGAACGAUGAUAGAGCGAGG
Messenger RNA from Canariomyces notabilis, 666 nucleotides. RefSeq names its product ribosomal protein S30. Gene Ontology annotation, biological process: translation. NCBI's taxonomy places the organism in Eukaryota, Fungi, Ascomycota, Sordariomycetes, Sordariales, Chaetomiaceae. The transcript has 4 exons. The coding region runs from base 59 to 247 and encodes 62 amino acids. Gene Ontology annotation, molecular function: structural constituent of ribosome. The record is from RefSeq and is a predicted model, not a curated record. Gene Ontology annotation, cellular component: ribosome; cytosolic small ribosomal subunit.